This is a messenger RNA of Coccomyxa subellipsoidea C-169, 761 nucleotides long. RefSeq lists its product as hypothetical. The record is from RefSeq and is a predicted model, not a curated record. The transcript has a single exon. The annotation marks the transcript as partial. NCBI's taxonomy places the organism in Eukaryota, Viridiplantae, Chlorophyta, Trebouxiophyceae, Coccomyxaceae.
UCCAAAUGCCACUCCAGCUAGGCGCCUAUUUGAAGUGCUCCUUAAUGCGCGCGGCUGCACCUGCACCCGGCACGGCUGCCCUGCCGCCUGGGCCUGUGCUGGACUGGCGCAUGGAAGAAACAUGUGCAGAUCGGCGCGUGUUCCUGGGCUGGGGGUGCUUUGGAGCGGGUCGUCGUUGGCGCAUGCUGUGGGUGCAAAGUCAGAUUUUGAUGUGAGGAAAUGCGGAGUGUGCGUCGUGGGCCGCUCUUUCCAGGGCAGGUUUUGCUGCCGAGUGGUGUUUCCUGCACGUACUCGUGCAGGGGUCGGAACCGUGGUGCACGUGUACCAUCAUCACGAAUUGAUUGCUCCCGGUGACACCCUGCAGAGGACAAUGUAUCGAAAGUAUUGCUCCAUCAGAGGGGAAGACAGGAUGGAGGCAUCAGUGCAUUUAACAGAGGAAUUUUAGGCAAACUCCAUGGCCACAAACGCUUGAAUUCUCUAGCGCAGGAAAGUGAAUGGCCUAACGCAUCAUAUAUUAUUGCAGUUUUGCAUGUAAGCAUUGAUUGCACUGCUUGCGAAGUUGCAGGUAUGACUUUGCCGAGCAGACCGUGAUCAUUACCUUUGACUCACCUGUAUUACUAGAUCCUUUUUUGACGUUGGGCUUUUUUGUUCAAGCCUCAAAAGGACCAUGAUUGGCAGGUGUUUAUGCGCAAGAAGCAGCUGUGAUGCUGGCCCACCUGUAAUAUCUUGUUGACGUCAGCUUGUCGUCAUGAACGUUAUUG